This is a messenger RNA of Diplodia corticola, 399 nucleotides long. RefSeq lists its product as uncharacterized. NCBI's taxonomy places the organism in Eukaryota, Fungi, Ascomycota, Dothideomycetes, Botryosphaeriales, Botryosphaeriaceae. The transcript is spliced from 2 exons. The coding region runs from base 1 to 399 and encodes 132 amino acids. The record is from RefSeq and is a predicted model, not a curated record.
AUGCCGGAUUUCAUCAAGUUUGCGAUGUACGGCGCCAUCAAGCCGCCUGCGGACUACAACCCAGACAACUACUAUGUCGACAAGGAGGACAAGAAAAGCAAGAGAAACAAGAAGAGCAAAGACGCCAACGGCAACGAUGACCGCUCGUCCGUCAGAAGCUUCGAGGGCUCGGAUGAAACAGUCGUAGACAAGGACGGCAAGACCACCACGCGCCAUGGGGGGAGAGAAACGAAGGAUACCUUGCAGGCACCGGAAGGAUCAUCUCGCUCAAAGUCCAGGUCCAGGUCGAGAAGGAGGGUGAAGGUUCACGACGCCGGUCCAGGGGGUGCGAAAGGCGUGUUCAACAGCGUUUUCGGACAACACGGCUACGCCAAUGGUUGGGCCAGCCUCAAAUGGUGA